UUUCAGGUAAAAAAUUUUAACCUCUAAUACUGAAAUAAUAAUUAACAAAAAUGUUGCAUAAACUUCUACUGGCAAUUAUUCCACUAUUAUUCAUUGAGAAUAUUUGCGAACCAACAGGUGAUCGUGUUCAUGAGUGUUACAGUUGCCCAGGUAGUAGUCCAAACUGUGAUGACACAUGCGAUGGACGAUACUGCUACAAAGCAGAAUUCAUUGCUGAUGGAUAUACGACAGUGAAACGUGGUUGUUUGAAUGAUACAGAUGGUGGUAUUCAAGUUGGUUUAUGUGAAGAAACACCUUCCAAUUUACCGGGAUCUGAUCUUCGUGCUAUUGAAAGGAUGUGUGUUUGUACAACAGAUAAAUGUAACUUAGCUUCCAAUCAUUCCAUUAUUAUUAAUUUGAUCAUAAUUGCAUUAUUCAUAAUUUAUAGUCUAUAA
Loa loa (African eye worm) is the source of this 434-nucleotide messenger RNA. RefSeq lists its product as hypothetical. NCBI's taxonomy places the organism in Eukaryota, Metazoa, Nematoda, Chromadorea, Rhabditida, Onchocercidae. Bases 51 to 434 code for a protein of 127 amino acids. The transcript is spliced from 3 exons. The record is from RefSeq and is a predicted model, not a curated record.